CCUUCUCACUGUCACUCAGCUGAACUCACAUCUCCUGCCAACAUGUCCUACAGCUGCUGCUCUGAAAACUACUCUUCCUGCUCCUUUGGGGGAUACUUGCACUCCCCAAGGUCCUCCUCUGGCUCUUCCUAUCCUAGCAACUUGUUCUGCAGCACUAACCUCUGCUCUCCCAGCACCUCUCAGCUGGACUCUUCCCCCUCCAGUGGCUGUCAGGACACCUGCUAUAAGCCCACUAGCUGCCAGACAUCUUGUGUGGCGUCCAGACCUUGCCAGACAUCCUGCUACCACACAAGGAUCUCCACACUCUGCAGUCCUUGCCAGAUGACUUGCUCUGGGUCUCUGAGUUUUGGGUCCAGCAGCUGUCAUUCCCUGGGCUAUGGAUCCAGAAGCUCCUAUUCACUGGGCUGUGAAUCCCAAGGCUUCAGACCCAUGAAUUAUGGAGUCUGUGGCUUCCCUUCUCUGGGCUAUGGAUCCAGAUUCUGCCACCUAACCUACUUGGCUUCUAGGAGCUGUCAGUCUUCUUGUUACAGACCAACAUGUGGAACUGGCUUCUUUUGA
Enhydra lutris kenyoni (northern sea otter) is the source of this 558-nucleotide messenger RNA. Its product is annotated as keratin-associated protein 13-1-like. The coding region runs from base 43 to 558 and encodes 171 amino acids. The record is from RefSeq and is a predicted model, not a curated record. NCBI's taxonomy places the organism in Eukaryota, Metazoa, Chordata, Mammalia, Carnivora, Mustelidae. The transcript has a single exon.